AUGGAGUGGCUUUGGAUCGCCGUGACAACGUGUGUGCUGGGGUCCUGCUCUGUCAAAGCUCCUUCUGUUAAAGGCAGUGACUGGUGGCUGGAGUAUGAGGAGGGCAUCCGGCACUACAGCAAGGAGGCCCUCAGUAAGGAGUUUCCAGAAAAGACUCGCCCUGUCAGCUUCAAGCAUCCCGUCUUCCAGUGUCCAGACAUGAAGCCCUCCCCGUCUGUCCCGUCCUCAGUUGAGUUUGUGAAGGCGGCAGACCUCAGAGUCAUCGCUGCUUUGGGGGAUUCUCUGACUACGGCUAUAGGGGCCAAUGCCACCACCGUGCUUGGAAUCCCUAUCGAGUUUCGCCAUGUGUCUUGGAGUAUUGGAGGCUAUGGAACUUUUCAAGAUGUCAUAACUUUGGCCAAUAUCAUCAAAUUGUUCAACCCAAACCUCCUGGGAGCCUCUCCUGGAAAGACUGUCCACGGCAUGCAGACUCACGUCACCGACACUGGCUUCAACCUGGCUGUGACCGGACACAACACUUUUAACCUGCCAGGACAGACCCGACAUUUGAUCGACACGCUGAGAGGAUAUGAGGUACCGGACGCCGUUCUGAGAGCCUGUCGUGCUGCUGUGGAGGUAUCUGAGAGCUUCUUCUCCAUCCAGGGCUUGAACUUUGAGGAAGACUGGAAGCUUCUGACCAUUCUGAUGGGCAUGAAUGACAUCUGUGACUACUGCAAGGACAAGACUUUGUUCUCCGUGGAUAACUUCAUUCACUACAUGACUGUGUCUCUGGAAAUGCUGAUGAACGAGGUUCCUCGUCUGAUUGUCAACGUGGUCCAGAUCCUGCCCAUGCACCCUUUGAGGGAGGUGCAGAGGCCCACGCCGGGCUGCCUCCUCCAGAGGUCUUUCUGCUCAUGCCUGACCGAACCAGCAGCCGGAUCUCCUGAACUGCAAGAGCUAAUGGAGGUCAACCUGGAGUUCCAGAAAAGACUGGAGAAACUGCUGCAGUCUCAUCGUUUCUUCAGGAGUGACUUUGCAGUCGUUCUUCAACCCUUCCUGAAGUUUGCAGAUCCUCCCCGUCUCCCGAACGGGAGGAUUGACAUGACGUUCUUCACUCAUGACUGCUUCCACUUCACCAUCAAGGGGCACGAGGAGCUGGCCAAGGGGCUGUGGAACAACAUGUUCCAACCCGAGGGAGGAAAGCUGAUGGUGGGCAGUUUUUCUGAUCCCAUCGCUCUGGUCUGCCCUCCUGUGGAACACCCGUACAUCUACACGCGGCCGGUUACGGUCCGCUCCAGCCAGCCGGCGCUGCACAGCCCCGCCCCUUCGCUGGCCCCCGUUCUGCUGCUCGUGGCAUUAGCACGUCCGGGAUUCAUGUAGCUCCUUCACAUUACCUCUUUUCAGCUUUAAGUGUGUGUGCUGACACACUCAUUUACUCUUGUGGCUGAAGGGGGCGGAGCCAUGCUGGUGACAGGAAGACCAUCAGCAGGACAAACUAGAGCUUUAGGAUUGAGGGAGAGUUUUCUCCUGCCUGCAGGAGUUGGAGCACAGUGGAGCAGAAGUUUCCAACGUGACGCUCGGAUGAUAUUCUUAGCAGACACAGCAAAUGUUUUCAGAAUGUAGUUAAACGUAUCAUGAUAUAGUACAACUUUUGGAGUGUUUAUCAUGGAGAUCUGAAUAGAGAAGAGUUUUAAAGUUGGAUCCUCUUUAGCUCACUUGCAGGUGAGUUUACACAGAAAUGUCCCGACUCUGAGCUGCCAGUGAUUUUGUUAGACAUAUUUGUAAUCUCAGGGUUUAUAGAGAACAGAAAAGUGAUAAAGUGAAGAGAAGACAUUUCAUUAAAAGCAUCUGAUUCUUAGUAGCAUUUAUUUUUUUGUUUUCUUCAAACAUAUAAUAGAAACUAACAUUGCUGCUGGAACACAUGAUGUCUUCAUCCAUUUGAAUCCUGCAGAGCUCCAAAGGACCCCCUGCUAAGACCAGCUCAUGUUUAGGGCCGUCUAAAGCUCUCCAGAGAUCAUUUGGAUGAUACAGUGGAGGUUAGAGGGUCAUGUGGUCAGAUGUUGGGGAUGUAAUGUGGGUGGGCAGAUCUUACUUUAGGGAGGACUGAUGUGUAUUAAGGAAAGGGUGAAUGAUGAGAUUCUGGACAAUAACUUCCUCCUAUCAGAGAGAACAUUGAGGAUGAUCCAUGGCUGGAACUUCCAGCAGGACAAAGAUCCCAAACACAUCGCCAGGGUAACCAAGGAGUGGCAAUGUAAAAUUAUUUCAGGGUUCUGGAGUGUUCCUGCCAGUCUCUGGACCUCAACCCAAGCAGCCCCAAAACAUCACAGCUCUAGAGAAGAUCUGCAUGGAAGAGUGGACCAAAACAGCAGCUACAGUGUGUUCACACCGCCUGAAUAACAACAAUAAACAUUUGAGCUCUGUCACUGAAUCCUGGUUACAUUACACACUAUUGAGGUGAACUUUUGUUAUUGACCAAAUACUUUAUAAAUACUUCUUUCUGCUCCAUUUUACAAAUAAAGUCUUUACAAAUCAAACAAUAGGAUUUCCUGGAUUCUGGUUUUAUAUUCUGUCUCUGGGUUGAAGUGUUUGAAUACUGAACAUGACAGUUGGAUGUUGAGUGGGAUGGCCUGCAGGAUCCAUUUUAUGU
Molecule: messenger RNA, 2626 nt
Organism: Oryzias melastigma (Indian medaka)
Lineage: Eukaryota; Metazoa; Chordata; Actinopteri; Beloniformes; Adrianichthyidae
Product: phospholipase B1, membrane-associated
Exons: 15
Coding region: 1-1359 (452 amino acids)
Biological process (GO): phospholipid metabolic process
Cellular component (GO): brush border membrane
Molecular function (GO): A2-type glycerophospholipase activity; phosphatidylcholine lysophospholipase A1 activity; retinyl-palmitate esterase activity
Source: RefSeq, a predicted model, not a curated record